Molecule: messenger RNA, 911 nt
Organism: Hordeum vulgare subsp. vulgare (domesticated barley)
Lineage: Eukaryota; Viridiplantae; Streptophyta; Magnoliopsida; Poales; Poaceae
Product: 17.5 kDa class II heat shock protein-like
Exons: 1
Coding region: 213-692 (159 amino acids)
Biological process (GO): protein folding; response to hydrogen peroxide; response to heat
Source: RefSeq, a predicted model, not a curated record
ACUCCGCCCUGCUCCGCGCUCGUUCCACCACAUUUCAGAAGUUUCCAUCACCUUCCAGACUCCCCCUGGGGCGACCUACAUAAAAUCCCUCCUCCUCGCCAUUGAAUCACCACCGAAAACUCCACAAAUAUUCAACAAGCAAUCCAAACUUCCAAACUCCAAAACAGCCCAACCGGAGGAGAUCGAUCGAGCUCGAGAUCAGCCAGCGAGAAAUGGCGGGCAUGGUGUUCGGCUUGGAGGCCCCGAUGAUGACAGCCCUGCAGCACCUGCUGGACAUCCCGGACGGUGAGUCCGGUGCCGCCGCCGGCGAGAAGCAGGGCCCGACGCGCGCCUACGUCCGCGACGCGCGCGCCAUGGCGGCCACCCCUGCCGACGUGAAGGAGCUGCCAGGCGCGUACGCGUUCGUGGUGGACAUGCCGGGGCUCGGGUCCGGCGACAUCAAGGUGCAGGUGGAGGACGAGCGGGUGCUGGUCAUCAGCGGCGAGCGCCGGAGGGAGGAGAAGGAGGACGCCAGGUACGUGCGGAUGGAGCGCCGCAUGGGCAAGAUGAUGCGCAAGUUCGUGCUCCCCGAGAACGCCGACAUGGAGAAGAUCUCCGCCGCGUGCCGCGAUGGCGUGCUCACCGUCACCGUCGAGAAGCUGCCGCCGCCCGAGCCUAAGAAGCCCAAGACCAUCCAGGUCCAGGUCGCCUGAAAAUGAGAUGCAUGGUGUGCGCGUCGAAUCGAAGCAGAGUAUGAGUCGGUAGCGUGUUUGCUGUGAUGAGUGGUGGAGUGUCAGUCUUUUCGUUUCGUCUGCUAGACGAGGGUGUGCCGUGUCGGUUCGUGCGCAGGUGGUGAUGGUUUGAUGUUUCGUUAAUGGUAAUGGGGAUGUUCUCCGGUUAAUUCUGAAUAAAACAUGCGAAUCCCUUGGCCA